Messenger RNA from Paramecium tetraurelia, 945 nucleotides. RefSeq lists its product as uncharacterized. The transcript is spliced from 5 exons. Lineage: Eukaryota; Ciliophora; Oligohymenophorea; Peniculida; Parameciidae. The record is from RefSeq and is a predicted model, not a curated record.
AUGAAAUAAUAAUGGAAUGAUAUUAACGAAGAUGUUAACAUGAUUACUAUACUAAAAUCGAAAUUUAAACAGACCAGUCCUACUCAAAUCUAUUACUAGUCCUACGAUCAGGAAGGAUUGUUGCUUAAAGACAAGAUAGUCUACAAAGGAAUACUUCGGAAUUACACUUUUGUCUUAUAACGAAAAGAAAAAAACGAAUUCAUACUAGACUUUAAUCAAUACCCUAUUUAAUUAUCCAUACUUUCCAAUGAUGUCUUUUAAUUAUCGGUUUUAAGUUAUUAGUUUUAGUUCCAAUCUCUCACCAAUAGCAAACAAUGGAUUCUCUCACUCAACUACUAUAUUAACACAUCCAAACCUUACUGUUUUCAAACCCCUUUACCUAAUUUCUUCCUUUAGCAUACAAUCCCCUUUGAUAUUUUUGAAAAGAGAGCUGAGUCCUUGGAUUUACUGCUCUUUAAAAAUAAAUCUAUAGCUUGCUAACUCUAAAGAUUGAUAACAAAUAGUGAAUAUGAUCAUGUUGCUCUACUUUUAAGAAAUAAUAAAAAUCUUCUUCAUGUAUUUGAAGCCAAUAGCGACGACGGUGUCUGCAUAUACACUUGGGAUGCCCUGAUGUAGAGUAAUUUUAAAGAUUACGUAACACAAAUUAGUUUUAGAUAAUUAUACACUAAGAGGGACAUGACAUUGCUCUUAAAAUUAUAGGAUUUCGUUUAUAAGAAUCAUGGCAAGAAAUAUUCAGCCAACAUAAUGAAGCUUUGUAAGAAAAGAUCAAUCACGGGAGUUGAGAAGGAAAACUAUUUUUGCUCAGAAUUGAUAGCUGCAUGUUAUAAACAUAUAGGAAUAAUGGAAAACGAUAUAUCAUCAUGCUAAUUUUGGCCCAAGGACUUUGCAGGUAAUAUAAAAUUAACCAACGCUUAAUUAAGUCACGAGAUUAUAAUUUUUUAAUGA